Rhinocladiella mackenziei CBS 650.93 is the source of this 600-nucleotide messenger RNA. RefSeq lists its product as uncharacterized. The transcript has a single exon. The coding region runs from base 1 to 600 and encodes 199 amino acids. The record is from RefSeq and is a predicted model, not a curated record. NCBI's taxonomy places the organism in Eukaryota, Fungi, Ascomycota, Eurotiomycetes, Chaetothyriales, Herpotrichiellaceae.
AUGCCUGUCACGACGCAAAUACAACCCGUCUCUACCGACCGUCUCAUCUACCGCUCUUCCAUCUCAUUCGACACUGCCGAAAACCGCAUCCGAUCCUCGAUCCAAAAAUCCUCUACCUCCGGUUGGUACACGUCCCAAAACCCAAACCCAAACUCUCGCCCCAUGGACAGAGAGUCCUUCGAGGCCUCCAUCAACUCGCAGAUCGGUCCGCAUGGAUUCAUGUAUUUCAACGAAUACAACCACGGGAGUUGGCUGCCUUUUUACGCGCCACCAACGUCCGCCGUCACUACACCGGAUGGCGAGACGAAGAAUCUGCGUUGUAUACGCUUCAUUCUCGGCAACCCACUGAUUGCGAUUACAAUGCUGCGCCACGACAUCGACGCUGGGCUGUCUGUGCCCGUCGAAGCGUACCUAGUCGAAGAGCCUGAAACAAGCGUGAAAAUCAUCUGGUACCAGCCUAGUGGGUUGGUUGCGGGCUACGAAGGAGCCAAAUCGGAAUUGGUGGACGCAGCAAGAGCGUUGGAUGCAAAACUGGAGGCGUUGAUUAGGUGGGUGUUGAGAGAGGAAGAAGAUGAGGGUUCUUUCACAGAGAAGCUGUAA